AAGAAAACGGGUACCCAUGGGGCAAAGAAUAACCCGAUAAAAAACGGGCUCUGAACUAUUACUACUCGUUGCACACUGCACCAUCCUUCACGGGAAACAGAAAGCACGCAGAAUUGGGUUAUUACUAUUUAGCGUCCCAUCCAGUCAGACAUCAAAUACCUCAGGUGUAUGGCAACGGUGAUCUCUUCUGUGCAUGCCACACUUUCUGCCAGGGCUUCUCUCUUUCGUCAAAGUAAUGGCCUAAGAAACUUGACACUGUGCUUGCCUUUCUCAUCUUCCACUGCUUCUGUCUAUUCUGACAAACUUUCAAGGAAGAAAUGGAGGCAGCCAGUUUUCUCUGUCUUGGACCUUGGAGGUGUCAAGAUAAGCAGAGAAGAUGUGGUGAGGGAUGAUCCUACAAAUAAUGUGCCAGACAACAUAUUUUCGAAACUUGGAGUGCAGCUUCACAGGAGGGAUCAACACCCCCUUGGGAUACUGAAGAAUGCAAUAUAUGAGUAUUUUGACACAAAUUAUUCAAAUAAGUUCAACAAAUUUGAUGAUCUUUGUCCCAUUGUUUCAGUGAAGGAGAAUUUUGAUGAUGUCUUGGUUCCUGAAGACCAUGUAAGUAGGAGCUAUAAUGAUACUUACUACAUAGACCCUCAAACUGUUUUAAGGUGCCACACAAGUGCUCAUCAGGCAGAAUUAUUGAGAAGUGGAUACACACAUUUCCUUGUUACAGGAGAUGUUUACCGUAGGGAUUCAAUUGAUUCAACUCAUUAUCCUGUCUUCCAUCAGAUGGAAGGCUUUCGGGUUUUUGUUCCUGAUGAAUGGGAGGCAUCUGGAAUGGAUGCCACAUCAUUUUCAGCAGCAGACUUAAAGAAAUGCCUUGAGGGUCUAGCACGCCAUUUAUUUGGUGCAGUGGAAAUGCGCUGGGUGGAUACAUAUUUCCCAUUCACUAAUCCAUCAUUUGAACUUGAAAUAUAUUUCAAGGAAAAGUGGUUGGAGGUUUUGGGAUGUGGAGUGACAGAGCAAGAGAUUUUGAAAAGUAAUGGGAAACCUAAUAAUGUUGCUUGGGCUUUUGGCUUAGGGUUGGAGAGGUUAGCUAUGGUUCUAUUUGACAUACCUGAUAUUCGUCUCUUUUGGUCAGAUGAUGAGCGAUUUACAUCCCAGUUCUCCAAGGGCCAAUUAGGAGUCAAAUUUAAGCCAUUUUCAAAGUAUCCUCCCUGUUACAAAGACAUGAGUUUUUGGAUCAAUGAAUCAUUUACUGAAAAUAAUCUAUGUGAACUUGUUAGAGGAAUAGCUGGGGAUCUUGUAGAAGAGGUGCAAUUAAUAGAUAAUUUCACCAACAAAAAAGGAAUGACCAGCCAUUGCUAUAGGAUUGCAUAUAGGUCUAUGGAACGUUCUCUUACUGAUGAUGAAAUUAACGAUCUACAGUGGAAAGUAAGGGAACAGGUGCAGAGCAAAUUAAAUGUUGUCUUGAGAUGAUCUUUAAUAUGCUAAAAAUUUACAGCUUUGCGGUGCUUGUUCUCAAUUUUUUUAAUGUACAGAUGGUUUACAACCAUUAACAGCAUCUGAAUAACGCUAUAGACAGAUGUAUUAUUUAAUUUCCGCACAGUGAAUAUAAUACACUACAUUGCUAGCAAUAGGAAUCUGUAGCCUCUUUUUUUCCUUUUGAACGUAACUUUUUCCUGUUUUGAAAAACAAGUAACUUUUAUUGUAAGAUUGCUGGAGCCCUGCACAUGUAAUGGGAUGUCUCGCAACAAUACAAAUUGUGUUUUGUUUU
Messenger RNA from Abrus precatorius (Indian licorice), 1762 nucleotides. Its product is annotated as phenylalanine--tRNA ligase, chloroplastic/mitochondrial. Gene Ontology annotation, cellular component: cytoplasm; mitochondrion. Gene Ontology annotation, molecular function: phenylalanine-tRNA ligase activity; ATP binding; tRNA binding. Bases 169 to 1464 code for a protein of 431 amino acids. The transcript is spliced from 12 exons. Gene Ontology annotation, biological process: phenylalanyl-tRNA aminoacylation. The record is from RefSeq and is a predicted model, not a curated record. NCBI's taxonomy places the organism in Eukaryota, Viridiplantae, Streptophyta, Magnoliopsida, Fabales, Fabaceae.